AUGCGCCCGACGGCCGUACGAUCAAAUCGAUCGUCUGUACAUUUCAAGUCAGCUCCGAUCUCAAGCCCAUCGACAACGUCGUCCGUUUAUCAUCAUCAGCAGCAACAACAACAAAUUCUGUAUGCUCCCGUCAGUAACCCAAUGGUGACCCUUCAACCGUGUGGAACAGUUCUUCAUCCUUCGUGCGUUUAUCCGAGCGUUCAGUCUAAUGUUAUUUCACCAAAUUCUACCCAUUUUCAAGUAUAUCGUGUAAAUGUAGGUAAAAAUAAUCGAUGGCACGCCAAGAACAAACCGUCUCACAGUCAACAAUAUUAUCAACAGCAACAAUUAUACAGUCCAAAACCUAUAGUGCUCUUUGAUCAACCGUCCACCAGUAUUGCAUCUAUUCCUCCGACCACAUCCUUUUUAGUAGCUUCGUCGACAUUUACCCACACUGGACCAUUGCACAGCGAGCAUUACAAUAAUAAUUCCGGAGUGACGCAUCUGUUACCACAACCUUUCAACUUCAAGCCGCCGGACGUACAGACCUGCCUCAUCCAAGACCGACAGAACACUCAGCAACAUCAACAGCAGCAACAACAGCAUCCGAUACAGAAUCCCUAUUACAAUAUUUCGGCUACAAACACCUGCAGUCUGCAAACCGUCAACGCCAACUCAUCUUUUCCGCUUACCAGCCUCCAUCCCUAUACCAGCUUAGCCAGUUUCAACAAUAAUCAAUUCCCCAUAACAGUUCAGUCCUCUCCGCUUUUCUCGACUCCGUCAGUUGGUCUAGUCCUCGCACCACCGCGAAGAGACAAGCCUUCACCUACGUUAGAUUUUACUUUGUUCAAACAUAACGCGGACAAAAUAUCGAGCACUUGCGAAUCUCAAGUCGUUUCAGUCGGUCACAGCGAGAACAGCUGGCCUUCUCAAAUCGAAACGUUUUCCAAAAACGACGUGCAAACCGUUGUAGGAAAUAACAAAAGCGUUGAAUCUGCCGAAUGUGCUUUGCAGAAAUCUCCCUCUGCAAUCACGAAGAUCGACGAAGAACAUUAUUCCGACGAGUCCUCGACCAGCUUCGACUUUACUAUUGAGGCCGAAAAAAUGGUUUCCGCUUUAUGCAACACCACGUCUUCGAACGAUUUAGGUAAGGAAGAAUCGAAGCCUAGCAACAAGACUGAUUCCACGACGUUGUUCAAUGGCGCGGGCGACAACAAGGCGAGCUGGUUUGCCGAUUUCUGCUCCGAGUAUGAGAAUGGAACAUCAAUAGGCGUUCAAACAGAUAGUCCCUCCGUUGAUAGAUCGCAGUAUCCAGAACUGAUCCGAAAGACAGCUUAUUGGGGCUGCACGCAGGCUGAAAUUGUUCUCGAUUCUGACGAUUCGCAAACGGAUUCCAAACGGAGUUGGUUAACGGGUUUGUCGUCUGCCACUAGAACGGCGAUCACGAAAUCUUCGACUUGCAUCCCGGUUUUUGCAGGGGACCGUGUCUUCGCUGACGAUCUCAUAAACGCUCUCUUACGCAUUAGCAACGGUUGGCUGAGCCUCGAUAACUAUCUGAAUAAACAACAUUUUCCCAAUCUGCUAGACAGAUUAGAUCCCGAGUUGAUAACACACUUUCAGACGUGGGAAGAGAGCACGUGCGAAUUACUGAAGCAAAUAGUGCGGACCUUUCAGAAAUUCGGAGAAAACAAAGAGGUAACGGAUCAAAAACGCAACGCAACGUCAUCGUUUCCAGGUGACGUGUCGCUUUAUACGACGCAUAAUCUUUUUGUCCCUUUGAACUUUUUUUCUCAACAAAAUGCGAUUGGAAAAUCUUCACUGGAGAAAUCACGCAGCACGACGUCGACAUUGCCACUGAACAGUCUACAUAAUUUUCAGUACAAUUCUAACUGUCAGCAGGAGCAGCAAUCGAUAAAUUCGAAGGAAAGCAAAUUGCGAAGCAAAUGGACGAUUACUGAGAAUUUGUCGUCCGUGAUUAACACCACGAAAUCCGUGCCGAGUGUCUCCGUGUGUCACACCGACGUCGGUGGUCUGGUAAGCCUUAAACUUCGCACUAAGGACAUGUCGUCCAGGAAGUUAGAUUUUGCUCAGAAAUCAUUGAAUGCCGAAUUUUGCCAAUUGAGAAAUAAAGUGAUGGAAAGCAGCGCAGAAGCAACGAAGGACAGAAAACACGAUUACGCGUCGGAAGAUAAGCUGACAACAUUCGAUAACACCGAAUCUAUCCGACUGCAGCAUUCAACGAUAAACGCUCCUAUAAGUUACAGCGGAUUGUAUGCGCGGAACUGUUUAGCCUUUACAUUUCCUUUAUCCAGCCACCCAAAUUCAUCGUACCCAACGUCCAAUCCUAGAAUCCCAACGUAUAAUGUCAGUUAUUCCUCUUCGGGAUUUUAUCCUAGUACUGAUAUCAAUUCGAAAAACAGCAAAAACACCGAACAGAUUUACGGAGUUAAAAGCGCGAACGUCAAUUCGAUUUACGUCGGCAAAUCGCAGACUGAUCAACUAGAACUUCCAGCUGUACCCAGAAACAAAAUGACCCUGCUCAGUCAGAUCGAACCACGGACGUUCAACAAGGAAUCCGAAGAAAUGGCAGCUAACUUGUCGGCCUGGUUCGCCAGCAUGCGAAACGCACAGCCUCCAGUGGUCGCGCCAACCUUUGAGGAGUCGAGGACGAGCGAAAACUCGGCGUCGCGACUCUUCGUUCAGGAGAUGCCUAAGUACUCGAUGAUCCUAGCCAAGCAGCCGCAGAUUGACACGAAUCGGCAGUUUCAGGCGCUGCAGAAUUUGCCGAAUAUGCAGAGUACACCCUGGGCCGCCGGCAAUUUUUUCGGAAAUCGUUUUCACGUGCAACACGCGCCCGAAGAGUACGACAGCUCCGAGGACGUGCGGGUGUACAUGAAACCGGGCAGUUACAAUGUACCGAAAAAGAGACAUCAGCGAAGAGCCAAUCGUCGAUCGAACAGUAACGCGAUAUCGCGCAGCAGUCAUCACAACGUGUGUGGCAACAAUAAGAAAGGUGUGUCGAUACCAGCAUCAUCGACGCCUCUGCCUCAUACGAACGCGCCAACCUUGUCCACCAACAUCUGCAACGCCACGCUGAUAAAGACCUCGUUUCCGCCACCUUCGCAGUUGCCCGUGCCUUUAUUCAAUUCCGAGAGCUCACCUAGGAUUCUAAAGCGCGUGGAAUCUCUGUCGCAGGAUGCUCGUCAAGACGUCACCUGGAAAGCAGCAUGCGCCUCAGCCGAGAUACUUCUCGAGGCUCUUAAUGUGAAGGAUUGCGGCAAUACAUCCGAAAACGUCGAGGACAGUAACAGUGAAAAGAAAGAUAGGAACAAGGAAAAUGCUGAAGCAAUUACAUUGCGGCAGGACGAUUCGAAAUCAUUAAACCAUGAUAACGUCGAUCGUGCGUCUUUCUACGAAGGUUCGGACGACGACUCGGAGUCCACAUGCAGAUUAUCGCCCAGUACGAGUGUAGUGUCGGUAUCUCAGUCGCGUGAGGAUGAGAAUGCUCUCGGUAUCAAGAUCAACGUGAAAACGGAUUCCUGGCUGAUCAGGACUCUCAAUAACGCGAGUAUCGUCGGCAAGCAGAAGCGACGUAAAAACGACGUAGAUCGACGAAGUUUGAGGUCUUCGAAUAACUUGGAAAUUGUCGAUGUAAAAUCGGAUCAGCUCGAAUCAUCAUCAGUCGUGGACGUAGAUGUAAAGACCCAUGCCAAGACAAUCGUCGACAGUGAAUAUCCAGCGAUUUUCUCUCGCGAGCACGUUUCUAGUUCUCUCGAGAAGGAUGGCGAAACGACGAAAGAAUUGGAAAGUUACGUCGGAAGAGCCACAUACUCUGAAACAGUACGAAGAUCCAUGAAAACGAGCAACCUACACCUGGAAAAGAAAGAGCCGCUCAAGUCGUGCGCGACCAAUUCAUCAGUGACCACCGUAAUACCAAUUUCUGGCCGCAAGUGCCAGAGGAAAGACUCCGAGCAAUCCUAUCAGCUUCUACACAAAUCACGAAGAUCGACUGACAAGAAAACGAUAAAAAAUCCGGACAACAACGAUCUCCAAUUAGAAGAGGGAUUGUGCGCGAAAGUCGGCGGUGUCAAGUCAAACAAUAUAACGUUAAAAUCAUCAGCUAUCACGAAAACGAACCACGGCAAGAAGGAUGACUUGGAACACUUGGAAAGCAAGUAUGCCAGCAAAUCGGGUGAUCGUGGUUGGUCGGUGUGGUGUAAUUCCAGGAGGAAACAAAGUCUUAACCCUUUGACGUUCAACAAGUUGGAGAUGAUUCACCGAACUAUUUGGCAGAUGGACGAGACGAAGAUCCUCAAGUAUUCGUUCUCAUGUGACAAGGAUGGUCAGUCUUCAUCUGCAUCAAUAAUGGAAGAUUACUGCAAGGUUAUUAAGAGCCCAAUGUUUCUCGAGAUCGUUGAGUACAAAUUGAAAAACCGGAUUUACCAUAAAGUCGAACAUGCCAUAAAAGAUUUUCGUCGCAUUAUUAACAACGCGAGAUUAUAUUAUCAGCAUGACGAUGAACGAAUGAAAAAAAUUGAAGUGCUCUCGAAAAAAUUAGAAGACUUAUUCGAGGAACAUUUCGGCAGUUUGAACUUUGACAAUGUUACCAGCAGUCCAAGAGAAGAUUCGAUGCAGCUACGAAUUAAGAUGUCUGGACAGAAAUCAAUCGCGGGACGCUGCGAUAGCACGAAGAAAAAUGUUUCUUCAUCAAUUAUCGUGGAGGAUUCUUCGCUCCACUGACUGUUGCUUCUCGUCGAAAUGAAAACUCCAAAUCAAACUAUCGCAACAAAACUAUUGGCAAAACUGAUGUUUUUUAUAGGGCAUUAUGUGUAAUAACUUUUUCUAGUCACGAGACAUUUUGUAUUAAUGAUAGGUGUUUUCUUUUUUUCAUUCUCGAAGAUCGGCAUCGCUGUCCAAUGACUGUGUAAACCAUUCGUUGAAUUUUUAUAUCUCUGAACAAGUUUGUUAACUAUGAAAAGUGCACGUGAGUCGACAAUACAUAUAAUCCCAAUUUCAUAGCGAUAUAUUUAGCGAAGAAGGAAGAAAACUGUACUAAAACUAAACGCAAACUAUCGUCAAACAAUAUUGAAUUAAUGUUUGUAUGAAAAGAAAAGUAGAGCGCGCGAGACAGCGCAGUAUCGACGAUAUAAUGUAAUUUCCACGUUUCAUUGUUACGGCUAUUACUUCUGAAACAAUUCGAUCUUUUAACUUCGAUGCUCAUGUUGAAGUGUCGUUAGAUCAGAGUGAUGUGAAUCGUGAAAUAUAUUACGCUCACCAGUCUAUGUUA
Messenger RNA from Monomorium pharaonis (pharaoh ant), 5266 nucleotides. RefSeq lists its product as uncharacterized. The record is from RefSeq and is a predicted model, not a curated record. Gene Ontology annotation, molecular function: protein binding. Lineage: Eukaryota; Metazoa; Arthropoda; Insecta; Hymenoptera; Formicidae. The transcript has 5 exons. The coding region runs from base 1 to 4719 and encodes 1572 amino acids.